Molecule: messenger RNA, 2675 nt
Organism: Thamnophis elegans (Western terrestrial garter snake)
Lineage: Eukaryota; Metazoa; Chordata; Lepidosauria; Squamata; Natricidae
Gene: SLC25A51
Product: solute carrier family 25 member 51
Exons: 4
Coding region: 377-1258 (293 amino acids)
Source: RefSeq, a predicted model, not a curated record
GAGGGCGUGGCGAAAGGGGCUGAUUUUUUUUCCCCGGCCGGCCCGGGGGCUUCUCCUGUCACUUUCAGGCCGCUGCGCGUCCCUCAGGGUCUGGUUGUAACGUGCGGGUGAAGAGCAGCGAUGCGUCCGCCGCCAUGAAGGAAUCCCGCGGCGCGCGGGUCAGUGAAUUGGCGGGGAUUGGUGAGGAGUAGCUGAGGAAUGUGGCUGGAAAGGCAAAUCUACAGGCAGAUCAGUAGCAGACUUAUGCAACAAAUGUUAAUUACUUAAUGAAGAAAAUAAAGCGGCUCUUCCUCAUUCACUUUAAUGGGAUGCCUGGUGAUGCGGCAGUGACACAAUAAGGAGAAGAGAAUACCUAUGUGAGAACACAACAAGCAGCAUGGCGGAUUCAGAAGACAUUUUGCUUAACAAGGCAAAGGCAGAUCAAACUGCUAAUCGCAUUGUAAAAGUUAACUCAGGCAAACAUUACUUAUGUGGUUAUUGUGCAGCCAUUACAAACAUUGCAGUAACUUUCCCAAUCCAGAAAGUCCUCUUUCGUCAACAGCUGUAUGGGGUACGAACCAGAGAUGCAAUAUGUCAGCUUCAGAAAGAUGGACUCAGAAAUUUGUACCGAGGUAUCCUUCCUCCGCUGAUGCAGAAGAGCACAACCUUGGCAUUGAUGUUUGGCCUAUAUGAAGAUUUGUCUUCUGUGCUCCUCAGACACAUAAGUGCGCCUGAAAUCUUUGCCCGGAGCUUAGCAGCUGUGCUUGCUGGGACCACAGAAGCUGGCUUGACCCCUUUUGAGCGUGUGCAGACACUUCUGCAGGACUACAAACAUCAUGAUAAAUUUACAAACACCUACCAAGCAUUCAGAGUUCUUCGAGAGCAUGGGGCCAGGGAAUAUUAUCGGGGCUUGGUGCCAAUCCUACUUCGGAACGGUCCUAGCAAUGCUCUCUUUUUUGGCCUGCGAGGGCCCAUCAAGCAGUGCCUGCCAGAAGCAACAACUUACAGUACUCAUCUGAUCAAUGAUUUUAUAUGUGGCGGGGUAUUGGGUGCUAUGUUGGGGUUUCUGUUUUUCCCUGUGAAUGUUGUCAAAGCCCGCAUGCAGUCACAGAUUGGUGGGGAAUUCCAGUCUUUUUCCACAGUCUUUAUGAAGAUUUGGCUGGAGCGUGACAGGAAACUGACACAUCUCUUCCGAGGGGCCCAUCUAAAUUAUCACCGGUCCCUGAUUUCUUGGGGAAUAAUUAACGCAACUUAUGAAUUCUUGCUUAAAUUACUAUAAUUGAUUAUUAAUUUUUUCUUCUUCAGUUGAGCAUCGGACAAUCCUGAGCUGUCAGUUUCCAGGAUAUAAUGGGAAAACACUUGCAAGUAUCUAUGACUCCAUAACAUUCAAGAAACUGAAUUGCCGACAAGUGGUGGUUUCAGUUGGUAUGGAUAUCAGCUAUUUAAACAGUGCCUAACUAGUUCAAAAUAUAAUUGUAUUCAGUCUUGUUCUUGGCCUUCCAAUCUAUGGAUGUGGCAGCUGUAUGACUAAAACAAUUAACUGAGACGUUUCCUGAAAUAUAAAGCCAGCAGGCUGAUUCACUCAAAGCAUAAUAAAUAAAAUUUCAUGCUGGCCUAUGAAAAUUUGCUCCAGGUCACCUUCCGCUUUAUUCAACCAACACUCCUGGUGAUCCAAAGAAUGCACUUCAUAGAAAAUAGCAGAGCAAAAAAACCUGAUAUUUAACUUGUUGCUUGACCAUUUGUAACAAAUGGUAGCAUAUUUUUUUUGUAAUAAGUGGACCUUGAGUUUCCAUGAAGCUUCAUGUUCCCCCUCUUGGUUUUUUUUUUUAUGUUGUUGAUGAUGAAUAUUAUUGUACUUUGAAAAGAACUGCCAAAUGUAGAAGAGAAAACUAUUGUUCUAAAACAGGUUCCAUGUAGUUUUGGAGCACUUCUGAUGCAAAUGACAUCUGGUCAAAAUUAGUAUUAAAUUUUAGAAACUGGUGGAUGUAUCUCUACUAUUAAAUAGUGGGUGUUGACUAUGGAGGAAAGAGUGAGAAAAGCACUGAAAAGCUUUAAAAUAUUCUUUAUCUUGCACUGUCACUGAAUUUUUCAAUGUCAAUUAGGUAUUUAAAUUAUUAAUUUUGGUGAAAUACUCUAAUCCAGGGUGGUGGUUUCUUUUAUACACAUAUACACGCACAUAUACACAUAUACACUCUUUUCAAGUUUAGGAAAUUUGGUACAAAUUUGAUAAACUAGCCAAACGUAAACAGGAUAAAAUUCCAGGUACUAUUUACUGGUACAGUACAAAUGAUUGAGUGAGUUAUACUCUACAUAAACCUAAGGUCUAGUGAAGCAGAAUUCUUGCACACCAAAAUGAAAUGUUUAUUGCCAUUUUUCACAGUAUUUUACUCUGUUGGAAAAGAAAUUACAGAGCUAUUUCACAUACCAUUCAGGAGUGUUUAGGCUGACGAUAUAUGAGUUGCAAAAGGCUGGCUUGCCCUUUGCUUUUCCUUUAAUGUAGAUUUGUCUUCAUAGAAGAAACUCUGGCAUAAGAGAUUCAUCCAUCCACUUUUAAUAAGUGACAAAAUUGCCUAAAUCCCUCCUUUAUAUAUAGCCUGUCCAUUCUCUCUAUGAACUCGUGUGUAGGACCAUGCAUAUAUUAAAAAAGAAGACAAAAAAGUAUCUGCAAAUAUUACAUAGGGCUUCUGUGAAUUAUU